UCCUGUAACCAGGAGGAAAUCACACGGCUGCUGUACAGCUCUGUGGUUGGAGGUUCCUAUAAGGUGUCAGGACGUGGCGGUGUAUUUCUCCAUGGAGGAGUGGGAGUAUGUAGAAGGACACAAGGAUCAGUACAAGGAUCAGGUGAUGAUGGAGGAUCAGCAGCCCCUCACAUCAGCAGUCAGAUCCAGUAAGAGAACAGCAGCAGAGAGGUGUCCCCGUCCUCUUCUUCCACAGGAUCAGAUGGAAGAUCUGAACAAUAUGAAUGCUCCAGACACAGAUGUGAGGAGUGAUGAGCAGUUUAAGGAGGACAUUCCUACAAUGAAAAAUCUAAACUACAUUAAUGCUACAGACAUAAAUGAAGAAGAAGAAGAGAUAGAUGUGAGCGGUGAUGAGCAGUAUAAGGAGGACAUUACUACAGGGAAAGAUCUGAUUUAUAUUAAUGCUACCAACAUAAAAGAAGAAGAAACAGAUGUGAGCGGUGAUGAGCAGUAUAAGGAGGACAUUUUUACAUUGAAUGAUUUGAACAAUAUUAAUGUUAUAAAAAUAAAUGAAGAAGAAGAAGAAGAAGAGACAGAUGUGAGCAGUGAUAAACAGUAUAAAGAGGAAAUUCCUACAGGAAAAGAUCUGAACUAUAUUAUUGCUACAAUCAUAAAGGAGGAAGAAGAAGAGACAAAUGUGAACGGUGAUGGCCAAUAUAAAGAGGACUUUCCUACAGGGAAAGAUCUGAUCCAUAUUAAUGCUACAGACAUAAAAGAAGAAGAAACGGAUGCGAGCAGUGAUGAGCAGUAUAAGGAGAGCAUUCCUACAGGGAAAAAUCUGAUCUUUAUUAAUGCUACAGACAUAAAAGAAGAAGAAGAGACAGAAGUGAGCGGUGAUGAGCAGUAUAAGGAGGACAUUCCUACAGGUAACCAACCAGAUGACUGUUCCAGGAGAUCAGAGGGAGAUCUGAUAUCUUCAUGUGUAAAAACAGAGGAUGGUAUCACACAAGAUACAUAUGAAGAUUAUUACUUCGUCCCAGAUCCACCCUCAGACCUUCACAGCCAAGAUCUGUCCUCUGAUCCUUUUACAAAACAAAAUAAAAUCCCCAGAAGGUUUGUUGGGCAUCAAAAGGCUAAUACAGGCGAGAAGUCAUUUUCCUGUUCAGAAUGUGGGAAAUGUUUUACUCAAAAAUCAACACUUUUUAGACAUAAAAGAACUCAUACAGGACAGAAGCCAUUUCCUUGUCCAGAAUGUGGAAAAUGUUUUUCUCGAAAACCACAGCUUUUUCAACACCAAAAAAUUCACACAGGUGAGAAGCCAUUUUCAUGUUCAGAAUGUGGGAAAUGUUUUACUGAGAAAUCUAAACUUAUUAGACAUCAAAGAAGUCACACAGGGGAGAAGCCUUUUUCUUGCCCAGAAUGUAAAAAAUGUUUCACUCGGAAAUCCUCUCUUGUUGACCAUCAAAAAAUUCAUACAGGAGAGAAGCCAUUUCCAUGCCCAGAAUGUGGAAAGUGUUUUAUUACAAAAUCAGUUCUUGUUGCCCAUCAAAGAAGUCACACAGGAGAGAAGCCAUUUUUAUGCCCAGAAUGUGGGAAAUGUUUUACUAAUAAAUCACAUCUUCGUGCCCAUCUAAGAAGUCACACAGGAGAGAAGCCAUUUCCAUGCCCAGAAUGUGGGAAAUGUUUUACUCAUAAAUCACAUCUUAGUGCCCAUCAAAGAAGUCAUACAGGAGAGAAGCCAUUUUCGUGCACAGAAUGUGGGAAAUGUUAUUCUCAAAAAUCACAUCUUCGUGCCCAUCAAAGAAAUCAUACAGGAGAGAAGCAAUUUCCAUGUCCAGAAUGUGGGAAAUGUUUUACUCAUAAAACAGGUCUUAUAAAGCAUCAAAAAACUCACACACAGGAGAAGCCAUUUUCAUGCCCAGACUGUGGGAAAUGUUUCACUUCUCAAUUAAAACUGUUUCAACAUAAUAAAGCUCACACAGUAAAGAAGCCAUUUCCAUGCCCAGAAUGUGGCAAAUAUUUAACUAAAAAAGCUAAUCUUGUUGAACACCUAAGAACUCACACAGGAGAUAAGCCAUUUUCAUGUCCAGAAUGUGGGAAAUGUUUUUCUGCUAAAUCAAACCUGCUUAAACAUAAAAAAUCUCACACAGGAGAGAAGCCAUUUUCAUGUCCAGAAUGUGGAAAGUGUUUUACUUAUAAAAUAGUUCUUGAUAAACAUAAAAAAAUUCACACAGGAGAGAAGCCAUUUGUAUGCCCAGAAUGUGGAAAGUGUUUUUCUGUAAAAUCAGAUCUUGUUCAACAUCAAAGGACUCACACAGGAGCAAAGCCAUUUACAUGCGCUGAAUGUGAAAAGUGUUUUACUUUAAAAUCGCAUCUUGUUAAACAUCAAAGAACUCACACAGGAGAGAAGCCAUUUUUAUGUCCAGAAUGUGGGAAGUGUUUUACUAAAAAAUCUAAUCUUGUUGAACAUCAAAGAACUCACACUGGAGAGAAGCCAUUUUCGUGUCCAGAAUGUGGGAAAUGUUUUAUUUCUCGCUCAACUCAGCUUAAACAUGAAAAAACUCACACCGGAGAGAAGCCAUUUUCAUGUCCAGAAUGUGGGAAAUGUUUUAUUUAUCAAUCAACUUUGCUUAAACAUAAAAAAAUUCACACAGGGGAGAGACCAUUUUCAUGCCCAGAAUGUGGAAAGUGUUUUGUUCACAAAUCACAUCUUGUUGAACAUCAAAGAACUCACACAAGAGAAACGCCAUUUCCAUGCUCAGAAUGUGGGAAAUGUUUUUCUUAUAAAAUAAGUCUUAAUAGACAUAAAAAAACUCACACAGGAGAGAUAGAGACGGCCGCCGCAGCUGAAAGUGACUGCGCGCUGCCUGAGCAGCUCGGGUUGUGCUGCGGCCACUCAGUGAGCUGCGCGGUGGCGCCCACCGCUAAGCCUAUAAGGUGUCAGGACGUGGCGGUGUAUUUCUCCAUGGAGGAGUGGGAGUAUGUAGAAGGACACAAGGAUCAGUACAAGGAUCAGGUGAUGAUGGAGGAUCAGCAGCCCCUCACAUCAGCAGUCAGAUCCAGUAAGAGAACAGCAGCAGAGAGGUGUCCCCGUCCUCUUCUUCCACAGGAUGAUCAGGUAGAAGAUCUGAACGAUAUUAAUGCUCCAGAGACAGAUGUGAGGAGUGAUAAGCAGUUUAAGAAGAAUAUUCCUACAAUGAAAGAUCUAAACUAUAUUAAUGCUACAGACAUAAAUGAAGAAGAAGAAGAGACAGAUGUGAGCGGUGAUGAGCAGUAUAAGAAGGACAUUCCUACUGGGAAAGACCUGAUCUAUAUUAAUGUUACAGAAAUAAAGGAAGAAGAAGAAGAGACAGAUGUGAGCAGUGAUAAACAGUAUAAAGAGGAAAUUCCUUCAGGAAAAGAUCUGAACUAUAUUAAUGCUACAGUCAUAAAGGAAGAAGAAGAAGAGACAGAUGUGAGCGGUGAUGAGCAGUAUAAAGAGGACUUUCCUACAGGGAACGAUCUGAUCUAUAUUAAUGCUACAGACAUAAAAGAAGAAGAGGAGACAGACGUGAGCAGUGAUGAGCAGUAUAAGGAGGACAUUUGUACAGGGAAAAAUCUAUUCCAUAUUAUUACUACAGACAUAAAAGAAGAGGAGGAGACAGAAGUGAGUGGUGAUAAGCAGUAUAAGCAGGACAUUCCUACAGGUAACAGCCCAGAUGACUGUUCCAGGAGAUCAGAGGGAGAUCUGAUAUCUUCAUGUGUAAAAACAGAAGAUGGUAUCACACAAGUUACAUAUGAAGAUUAUUACUUCGUCCCAGAUCUACCCUCAGACCUUCACAGCCAAGAUCUGUCAUCUGAUCCUUUUACAAAACAAAAUAAAAUCCCCAGAAGGUUUGUUGGGCAUCAAAAGGCUAAUACAGGCGAGAAGUCAUUUUCCUGUUCAGAAUGUGGGAAAUGUUUUACUCGAAAAGCAAAACUUUUUAGACAUAAAAGAACUCAUACAGGACAGAAGCCAUUUCCUUGUCCGGAAUGUGGAAAAUGUUUUUCUCGAAAAACACAGCUUUUUAAACACCAAAAAAUUCACACAGGUGAGAAGCCAUUUUCAUGUUCAGAAUGUGGGAAAUGUUUUACUGAGAAAUCAAAACUUAAUAGACAUCAAAGAAAUCACACAGGACAGAAACCAUUUCAAUGCACAGAAUGUAGUAAGUGUUUUUCUGUAAAAUCAAAUCUUGUUCGACAUCAAAGAACUCACACAGGAGCAAAGCCAUUUCCAUGCUCUGAAUGUAAAAAGUGUUUUACUGUAAAAUCGCAUCUUGUUAAACAUCAAAGAACUCACACAGGAGAGAAGCCAUUUUUAUGUCCAGAAUGUGGGAAGUGUUUUACUGAAAAAUCAAAUCUUGUUGAACAUCAAAGAACUCACACUGGAGAGAAGCCAUUUUCGUGUUCAGAAUGUGGGAAAUGUUUUAUUUCUCGCUCAACUCAGCUUAAACAUGAAAAAACUCACACCGGAGAGAAGCCAUUUUCAUGUCCAGAAUGUGGGAAAUGUUUUAUUUAUCAAUCAACUUUGCUUAAACAUAAAAGAACUCAUACAGGACGGAAGCCAUUUCCUUGUCCAGAAUGUGGAAAAUGUUUUUCUCAAAAAACACAGCUUUUUCAACACCAAAAAAUUCACACAGGUGAGAAGCCGUUUUCAUGUUCAGAAUGUGGGAAAUGUUUUACUGAAAAAUCAAAACUUAUUAGACAUCAAAGAAGUCACACAGGGGAGAAGCCGUUUUCUUGCCCAGAAUGUAAAAAAUGUUUCACUCGGAAAUCCUCUCUUGUUGACCAUCAAAAAAUUCACACAGGACAGAAGCCAUUUCCAUGCCCAGAAUGUGGGAAAUGUUUUACUCAUAAAUCACAUCUUAGUGCCCAUCAAAGAAGUCAUACAGGAGAGAAGCCAUUUUCAUGCCCAGAAUGUGGGAAAUGUUGUUCUCAAAAAUCACAUUUUUGUGCCCAUCAAAGAAAUCAUACAGGAGAGAAGCAAUUUCCAUGCCCAGAAUGUGGGAAAUGUUUUACUCAUAAAACAGGUCUCGUAAAGCAUCAAAAAACUCACACACAGGAGCAGCCAUUUUCAUGCCCAGACUGUAGGAAAUGUUUCACUUCUCAAUUAAAACUGUUUCAACAUAAUAAAACUCACACAUUAAAGAAGCAAUUUUCAUGCCCAGAAUGUGGCAAAUAUUUAACUACAAAAGCCAGUCUUGUUGAACAUCUAAGAACUCACACAGGAGAUAAGCCAUUUUCAUGUCCAGAAUGUGGGAAAUGUUUUUCUUCUAAAUCAUAUCUGCUUAAGCAUAAAAAUUCUCACACAGGAGAGAAGCCAUUUUCAUGUCCAGAAUGUGGAAAGUGUUUUUCUUAUAAAACAGUUCUUGAUAAACAUAAAAAAAUUCACACAGGAGAGAAGCCAUUUGUAUGUUCAGAAUGUGGAAAGGGUUUUUCUGUAAAAUCAAAUCUUGAUCGACAUCAAAGAACUCACACAGGAGCAAAGCCAUUUCCAUGCCCUGAAUGUAAAAAGUGUUUUACUGUAAAAUGUCAUCUUGUUAAACAUCAAAGAACCCACACAGGAGAGAAGCCAUUUUUAUGUCCACAAUGUGGGAAAUGUUUUACUAAAGAAUCAAAUCUUGUUGAACAUCAAAGAACUCACACUGGAGAGAAGCCAUUUUCGUGUCCAGAAUGUGGGAAAUGUUUUAUUUCUCGCUCAACUCAGCUUAAACAUAAAAAAACUCACACCGGAGAGAAGCCAUUUUCAUGUCCAGAAUGUGGGAAAUGUUUUAUUUUUCAAUCAGCUUUGCUUAAACAUAAAAAAAUUCAUACAGGGGAGAGACCAUUUUCAUGCCUAGAAUGUGGAAAGUGUUUUAUUCACAAAUCACAUCUUGUUGAACAUCAAAGAACUCACACAAGAGAAACGCCAUUUCCAUGCUCAGAAUGUGGGAAAUGUUUUUCUUAUAAAAUAAGUCUAAAUAGACACAAAAAAACUCACACCGGAGAGAUGCCAUUUUAAUGUUCAUAUGUGUGAAGUCUUUUAGAACAAUGUCAUGUCUAAUUACACAUCAAAGAACUCACACAGGAAAAAUGUAACAUGUGGUUCUUAACCCCUUCACGCUCAUUGAUGUAUUAUGUCCUGGGAGCAUGAAGGGUGUGUGGAGAAGGUUCUAAAUUGGAGCUGGCUAUAUAAACAUGUUUGAUAUGGCCGCAUGCAGAAAUGUUAGAACCAUUAAAAUAUAAUGUUACUGAAACCUCACGAUGAACGUUAUAAAAGGAAAACAAACGCAGAAUUGUGUUU
Hyla sarda is the source of this 6280-nucleotide messenger RNA. RefSeq lists its product as uncharacterized. The transcript is spliced from 11 exons. The coding region runs from base 92 to 5998 and encodes 1968 amino acids. Gene Ontology annotation, biological process: regulation of transcription by RNA polymerase II. Lineage: Eukaryota; Metazoa; Chordata; Amphibia; Anura; Hylidae. Gene Ontology annotation, molecular function: RNA polymerase II cis-regulatory region sequence-specific DNA binding; DNA-binding transcription factor activity, RNA polymerase II-specific. The record is from RefSeq and is a predicted model, not a curated record.